UAUUUAUAUAAACCCAGAUCGGCUUAAUAAUUGCGUUUGUUUCGGUCGUAGUAGUGACUAGUGUUUUAGACUAACACUAACAAACGUUAAUAAUGGAUUUUAAUCGAAGUGUGUCGAGACCUUUAUCACAACUAGGUUCUAGUUUUAUGGAAAAUGAAGAUGAACUUCAAUUAAUGGGUUGGAAUCUUACUCCUGAAGAUCUUACUCAUAUACCAGAACAUUGGUUGUCGUACCCAGAAGUUAGAUCACUCUACCAUUAUAUUUUGGCAUUUGCUUAUACAAUUUUAUUUUGUCUCGGUGUAAUUGGAAAUGGACUGGUAUUAUGGAUAUUUUGUGUAUCAAAACCAUUACGAACACCUUCAAAUUUGUUUGUCCUCAAUUUGGCGCUCUGUGAUUUUUCUAUGGUAUUAGUAUUACCAAUUCUCAUCUAUGAUUCAAUAGAUCAUAAAUAUCCAGGUCAUUUACAAUGCCAGAUAUUUGCAUUGUGCGGAUCUAUUAGUGGCAUUGGAGCAGGUGCCACAAACGCUGCAAUUGCUUAUGACAGAUAUAGUACAAUUGCAAAACCAUUCGAGGGUCGUAUGACUUAUGGUAAAGCAUUAAUAUUGAUCAUAUGUAUUUGGACUUAUGUUUUACCAUGGUGCUUAUUUCCUUUAACAGAAAAGUGGAAUCGAUUUGUACCAGAGGGUUUUUUAACAAGUUGUUCUUUUGACUACUUAACGCCUACCGAGGAGACUAAAGCAUUUGUUGGAACCAUGUUUGUGAUUUGUUACGUGAUUCCCAUGUCUUUUAUAAUAUAUUUUUAUUCACAAAUUGUCUGUCAUGUGUUCAACCAUGAAAAAGCACUCCGUGAACAAGCUAAAAAGAUGAACGUUGAAUCUUUACGAAGUAAUCAAGAUGCAAAUGCUCAAUCAGCGGAAGUUAGAAUUGCAAAAGCCGCAAUUACGAUUUGUUUCCUGUUUGUAGCUGCUUGGACACCAUACGCAGUGGUCGCUAUGAUUGGGGCUUUUGGAGAUCAAUCUUUACUAACACCUAUUACGUCAAUGCUACCAGCAGUGUUUGCCAAGACAGUAGCUUGUUUCGAUCCUUAUGUAUACGCAAUCAGUCAUCCUAAGUACAGAUUAGAACUUUCAAAACGUGUCCCAUGUUUGGGUAUUAACGAAAAACCUCCGGCAACGAGCGAUACGCAAUCAAUAACUACUUCUGCUUAAUGUAUUUUAUUUUAGUACACAAUUUGAUUUUUUCAAAUUUCAAUGUUUAGAUUUUAAUAAAAAAAAAAAAAAAAAAAUUAACUCAAAUGGAAAGUAUAAUAUUUAAAUGUAAAAACAGAAAUUAACUAUAAUAUAUUUAGUGUAAGUAUCAGUUUUUAAUGUAUUAAACGUCUCACUUAUACAAGUGUGUAAGUGUUAGGCCAUUAUCAUAAAUUUAUAUUGUACAUGUAUAAUGUCUUAAUUGAAAUUUUAUUUAAAAUAAUAAUACAAAUACUUACAUUUUCUAUAAAAUUAUGAUGUACCUAAUAUUGUUAUUUUAUUUUUUUAGAUUUUAACCUUUUAUUAUUAUAACUUGUGAUUUUAAUUUAUUUUCCUUAUUUAUAUUGAAAAAUAAUAAUUUAUAGAUUAUAAAUGUGUUACCAUAAAUUAUAAUUUUCAAUAAUUAAUAGUUAGUUGUUCAAUAACAGCAAUGAGUAUAAAAUUAUACUUUACUAAGUCUGGCCAAACUCGCGCAGUCGUUGAAACGUCAAACUUCUGUGAUUGGAUACUGUAACUGCCAUGUGUAAGCUACGACGCCUUUCCGUCUUAAUUUUCUGUAUUUUUGACAAACUUAUUUGGAAUAGAGACAUAAUUACAUAGAGUAGGUAUUGUAACACAGAUUCGUAUUUAAGAAUUGCGAAGCCCAGUGUGAAAAUAAUUGAGAAGCUUAAAUUUAUGUUCACAAGUAUCUUUAAAAUAUCUAUUUUAGAUCCUGAACGGAGUGAGAAAUGUAUUGAUUUUACAAUGAUGUGUUAUUUUAUUAAUAUUUUUUUUAUGUCUUGUGUACACAUAACUUUUCGAAUUUAAAACUUCAGGAGUGGUUUCCGAUGACAAAUUGAAUACCCUUGGUACAUUAUAGAGAUCAAAAGUAAGAAUUUUCUAUGUAAUCACCUCGAUCUAAUACCAAAAUCUAAUCUUAUGUAGACAGUAAAAAAUAAAAUACCUACCUAUGUGAUUGUCUAGUUUUAAAAACUGCUUAGGUAAACCAGUAAUAACUUAUUACAGGCUACAGCAUGAUAUUUAGCUAUAUUAUGCAGCUAAAUAUAAUUUCGUACACUUUUAGAUGAAUAAAUCUACAACUGAUUGACGGUUGUUUUAAUAAUAUCAUAAAAUACGAAAACAUUAGUAAAACUAAGUCAACAAGUUGCAAAUAUCUUAAUAUAAAAAAACUGGUUCAGUUAGGUACAUAGAAAAUCAAUUAAAAUGAAACAUUCAUACUUAAAUAUUAAUAAUCUCGAUUUGAAAGUUAUAUAAUAUUUUUAAUUCUCCGAAAUACAUUUUAAAUGCAAACCCUAAAAUUAUUAUAUUAGCUAUAUAUUCUAUUAUCUAUAAAUCUAUAAUAAUUUGCCUAUAUUUGAAUAUUAUGAUAUUAAAUUACUUUUUGUUAUCACCCUGCCAGUACGCUGUAUAAAAUUAUCUCCCCGUAACAUAGUUAUAUACAAUUUAUCACACCGUCAAAAUUCAAAAAUAAAAUAAGUUACACAUUAUUAAUAAUAAAAUAUACCAUAACUAUAAAUGUUAAAGAAAUAUAUAAAUGCAUAUAGCAUGUCUACUGUCUAGGUACAUGUGUAGGUAUAAUACCUAUUCAUAUGAUUAUGCUCAUGAUUAAUAUUUAUUUGGCAAUGAUUAAGUAUUUUACAUACUAAGGUAUUGAGUAGUCACUAGUGACUAACUAAAUAUUAAUUAAUAUAACAUAAUUUUAUUAUUUUAUUAUUAAUUUACUUUGAAUUAUUAUUAUACUCAAAUAAUUAUUUAAUGUAAUUACAAUAUCCAAUAAUCACGGUCUUAGAAGAUAAGGUCGGACUACUCCCCCCCGUCAGCCCAUGACAAUUGUUCCGCUUAUUUGCGCGAAAACAUUUUAAAUUUCCACCACAUUUUCAAAAAGCGCUGCUGUUUAGACGUUUUUGAGGUUAGGAAUUUAUUGUAGUGUUGAGUUAUAAAAAUACCGCCAAAUGUUAUAGGGAUUUGAAUUUGAAUAAUAAUGUAAAUAUUGUAAUAUUAUUUUAUCAUUAUUCAUUACAUAUUGUUCUAUGUUUGACCACGGAUAUUUACUAAUAUUAGUAUUAUGUUUUAUGGGUUAUACAUACACAUGUUUUUAAAAUAAACAAAAUUUAUGAUA
Messenger RNA from Aphis gossypii (cotton aphid), 3366 nucleotides. RefSeq names its product opsin, ultraviolet-sensitive-like. Gene Ontology annotation, biological process: G protein-coupled receptor signaling pathway; visual perception. The record is from RefSeq and is a predicted model, not a curated record. Gene Ontology annotation, molecular function: G protein-coupled receptor activity. NCBI's taxonomy places the organism in Eukaryota, Metazoa, Arthropoda, Insecta, Hemiptera, Aphididae. The coding region runs from base 93 to 1208 and encodes 371 amino acids. The transcript has 8 exons. Gene Ontology annotation, cellular component: membrane.